GCCCAGCCCAGCCCUGCCCACGUUGCCCUGAGGUUGAAAUGCAGAAGUCAAGGCUCUUUCGUCGGGAAGUAGAUUUUGUUGUAGCCUUUUUUCUCUCGUGUCCUUGCUACCUACGCGGUGGAAACCAGAGAGCUGCUGGGGCUAGUGCAACCGGGAGCGCAGGAGGCUGGGAGCCCAUCUCCGGGCACAGGUCCCCGUUUGGGAUUUAGGGCAGCCCCAGAGGUGUCCUGCUCAGAGGAAUGGAACCUGCCUUUGGGGAAGUGAACCAGCUCGGGGGGGUGUUUGUCAACGGGAGACCCCUGCCCAAUGCCAUCAGGCUGCGGAUUGUGGAACUGGCGCAACUGGGUAUCAGGCCGUGUGACAUCAGCCGGCAGCUCCGCGUUUCCCACGGCUGUGUCAGCAAAAUCCUGGCUCGCUACAACGAGACUGGCUCAAUUCUACCGGGGGCUAUCGGAGGUAGUAAGCCUCGGGUCACCACCCCCACGGUGGUAAAACAUAUCCGGACCUACAAACAAAGGGAUCCGGGCAUCUUCGCCUGGGAGAUCCGGGAUCGCCUGCUGGCCGAUGGCGUGUGUGACAAGUACAACGUGCCGUCGGUCAGCUCCAUCAGCCGCAUCCUCCGGAACAAAAUCGGGAACCUGUCCCAGCAGAGCCACUACGAGUCCUACAAGCAGCACCAGCCUCCCACACAGCCUGCUUUGCCCUACAACCACAUCUACUCCUACCCCAGCCCCAUCGCUGCUGCAGGAGCCAAGGUGCCAACCCCUCCCGGGGUGCCAGCGAUCCCCAGCACCAUGGCCAUGCCUAGGACGUGGCCGUCCUCCCACUCGGUGACGGACAUCCUGGGGAUCCGCUCCAUCACAGACCAAGCAGUGAGCGAAACCUCGCCUUACCCCAACCCCAAGGUGGAGGAGUGGAGCAGCCUGGGCAGAAACAGCUUCCCCUCCCCCGCCCAGCACACCGUGAACGGGCUGGAGAAGAGCUCCCUGGAGCAAGAGGCCAAGUACAGUCAGGUGAUCUGGAUGGCACCCCAUUCGAACCCCAUUUGUGAGACCUGCCUCUUACUGGCCACCUGCUUCCACGGCCAAAACACAGUGCCCUGCCCACCAACCCACAUGGCUUCAGGGCAUUCCACCCGGAUGAAACUAAUAAAGAAAGUCAGAGAGGCACCCAAUGGCCUCCCUGCUGUCGGCAGUUUUGUGUCAGCACCAGCCAUGCCUCCCUAUGCCACACCAGCCCAAGUAUCACCUUACAUGACAUACAGCGCUGCACCGUCUGGCUACAUGGCCAGCCACGGCUGGCAACAUGCUGGAGGCACCCCACUGUCCCCUCACAGCUGUGACAUCCCAGCCUCGCUGGCGUUCAAGGGCAUGCAGACGGCCAGGGAGGGCAGCCACUCGGUCACAGCCUCCACUCUCUGAUGCAGGAGCUGGUCCAGGACCAACAGGAGCAAGCUGGCUGGUCGUCCCCUGAACCUGGCUCAUGGACCAAUCUCUUUGUGCCACUGACACCCGGCAUUUCUCCUCGUGACUUGUCUCCUGUAAGGCUUUUGGGAUUUAAAGAGCUGAAGACAACAUCAGAAACUGAGAAGUGUGGUGUUGCGCUCUUUAAGUAAAGACCUUGCGUCCCUCAAAGGGCUCAUGGAGCCUUGUCCCACGCUUUCCUGGUCAAACCACAUGUAUUUAUUAUUAAUCAUGACAGACUUUCUAAAUGUGCAAUUGUUAUUAAGAUUUGUGUAAAAAUCAAUAAAGAAAAAUCACCACAGAAAAUUCUGUUAUGCCUCACAUCAGCAAACGUGGCUAAAUAGGAGGAGUUUGCCCAUUGCCUAGAGAAUAACCCUUUCAUCGAUGAGGUUAUACAAUACACUAUUAAGACAUCACUUUUGGUUGUUUUGUUGGGUUUUGUUCAUCAAAUAUAGAACCAAGGUAAUAGGUGGCUCUCAGAUUCUCUGGCACGUUGCCAUCAUCAGGCAGUAGUAAUACCUUUGUGUUUUUAUCCAUUUGUAAAUAUAGGCUUUUGGCAGCAUUUGUUCUCACUUUCCAGCUCAUUUAUUUCUACCUUUUUUUUUAGGUUAAAAAGGUGACUUUCUAGCUAUUUUCUGUGACUUUGUGUGGUGAGUUCAUAGCCUCAGGUGAUGAGGUUUAGGUACUUUUUUUUCGUGUUUUUGUGCCUACAGCAGGAACUUUGACAUCUCAUGCAAUACAGUUAUGUCUUCAGCAGAAGACUCAAAGGCAGAAAUCCAGCCAAAUAAAUCUCCCCAGCUAUAUUCAGCCUCCCAGAUAAAUGAAAACCCAUAUUCGUGUCAAGUGUGCAAACAGAAAUGGAAACUGAAAACUAUGGAGGAAACUGCCAUUAGUGUGCAAUUUGUGCCGAGAUGCUUACAAAACCAUGUCUGUCGACAAACCCACUGAGAAACAGAAUAACACACCGAGAAACAGAAUUGUACCAUCACUGUUGGCUCCUUUGUGUCCAGCAUUUUCAACCCCAAGACUAUGUUGUAAUUUUUUUAAGAAGUUGUCUUUAGUUUCUACUUUAACAAUUGUGAAAAUAUGGCUUUUGGUAAAGUUUACAUUGUUGUUCUGAAGCUGUUUUUUCCCUUAUAGGUGUACUGGUGGCGGUGCUACAAACACAGAUAUUAUUUAAUAUUAACAAGUUCCCUUUCUACAUUUCUGUAUCCAGUGGCAAGUAAUCUAUGCCAGUUAUUUUGCUUUAAACUUUAAUCCCAAGAGAGCUAAUGUUCUGAUCUUUGAAAAUUUACCUGCUUUCCUUGGGCAAUAAUAAAGUUCCAACUGUUAUUCCAGAA
Molecule: messenger RNA, 2803 nt
Organism: Columba livia (rock pigeon)
Lineage: Eukaryota; Metazoa; Chordata; Aves; Columbiformes; Columbidae
Gene: PAX9
Product: paired box 9
Exons: 5
Coding region: 240-1421 (393 amino acids)
Biological process (GO): anatomical structure development; regulation of transcription by RNA polymerase II
Molecular function (GO): DNA-binding transcription factor activity, RNA polymerase II-specific; RNA polymerase II cis-regulatory region sequence-specific DNA binding
Source: RefSeq, a predicted model, not a curated record